AUGGAGUCGUGUGAGAAGAGAAGGCUGUCAUGAAGUAAAGAACAGCUGGGGUGUUUAAAGGGAUUACUGUGUCAACAACGCGCCCACUUCCUGAAAUACUGAGGCAUCUUGGAUCUCUAGGAGUUCAUCGGUUGACCAAGUACAAGGUGGUGCUGUACCAAGAACCGCAGGAUGGCGGGUGCUGGGGCGAACUCCUCCGUGAACCCCGCCUGCAAGAUCAUGACCUUCCGACCCACCAUGGAGGAGUUCCGGGACUUCAACCAGUACCUGGUGCACAUGGAGUCCCGCGGAGCUCACCGUGCUGGGCUGGCCAAGGUGAUUCCGCCCAAGGGCUGGAAGCCGAGGCGUAGCUAUGACGACAUCGAUGACCUCGUGAUCCAGGCCCCAAUUCAGCAGAUGGUGGCUGGCCAAUCAGGGCUCUUUACUCAGUACAACAUCCAGAGGAAGGCUCUCAGCGUGCAGGAAUUUCGCAGGCUGGCCAACAGCGACAAGUAUUGCACGCCACGCUACCUGAAUUACGAGGACCUGGAAAGGAAGUACUGGAGGAAUCUGACUUUUGUGCCGCCCAUAUAUGGCGCAGACGUGAGCGGCACUCUCUAUGAUGAGGAUGUGGAUGAGUGGAACAUCGGUCACCUGAACUCCAUCCUGGAUGUGAUCGUAGAGGACUGUGGUGUGUCCAUCCAGGGCGUGAACACACCUUACCUCUACUUCGGCAUGUGGAAGACCAGCUUCCCAUGGCACACUGAGGACAUGGACCUUUACAGCAUCAACUACCUGCACUUCGGAGAGCCCAAGUCCUGGUAUGCCAUUCCUCCAGAACAUGGGAAAAGACUGGAGAGACUGGCUGUAGGAUUCUUCCCCAACAGCUUUAAGAGCUGCGACGCUUUCCUCAGGCACAAGAUGACGCUCAUAUCACCCUCCGUGCUGAAGAAGUAUGGCAUCCCCUUUGAUAAGAUAACGCAGGAGGCAGGAGAGUUCAUGAUCACGUUUCCGUACAGCUAUCACGCGGGCUUUAACCACGGCUUCAACUGUGCCGAGUCCACAAACUUCGCCAGCAUACGCUGGAUCGACUACGGAAAGAUCGCCACUCAGUGCUCCUGCAGCAAGGACAUGGUGAAGAUCUCCAUGGAUCCCUUCGUGAGGCGCUUCCAGCCGGACCGCUACCAGGCCUGGAUUCAGGGCAAGGAUGCCUGCCUCCUGGACCACACUCUGGCCACGCCCAGCACCACGCCCGAGCUCCAGGCCUGGCUACAGAGUAGCCGGAGGGUUAGCCCUUCCACCAGGAGCAGCGUCCGUCACACUUCCACGCGAUCCAAGCGCCUGAAGACCGUGCAGGAGCCAGUCGCCAUGGCGGCCGCGUCAUCAGAGGGGUACCGGCGCGCCAGUGCAAGGGUGGGGUCCGCGCGUAAAAGCCUGGAAGAGAAAGAGGCUGACCAGCUGAAAAAUGACCCCAAAUCCAACGAUGCAUUGCAUCUGUCAGGCCUUGCUGGUCCAUGCCGACAAAUUUGUGUGGUCAAGGUAACGCGUGUGGAGAAUGAUUUGUUGGCCCACUCUUCUAAAUGUAACAUAGACCCAACCCGAGCCCUGCUCCCUGAUUCCCGACGCACAGGAUUGGCCCAGCGUGACCGUGCGACCUCUCAGGAGCCUGCAGCGGAAGCCGAAGGCCAGGAACCUCCAAACGAAGCCUCGGGAGUCCGAGAUCCUCCUGCCUCCAUGCAGAACAUUCUGGACUCUGGUUCGGAGGAGACUGUGGACUCAGACAGAACUGCUGAAAGUUCGAUUAUUGCCAAAUUCUCAAAUAGUGAAUCAAUCUCUGAAAGGCUCUUCACCGCCAAACCAUGUCAGCCUCCUCACACGGCUGCGUGUGAGUGUAAGUCACUCGGGAGCAGCGUGAUGGACCUAGCUCCUGAGCUCCAGGGUCCUGCAUUUGACGCACUUUACCAAGAAAAACCUUCGGUUUCAGAUGAUGCGCCUUGCUGUUCCGCGGUGGCCACGGAAACCACGGAAGAACGUCCCAGAACCGUGCACCUGGCGGGUCCCUCCGACAUGCCUUUCCUCACCCCAGAGGUUCCAGAUGGAGAAGAAGAGUGUGACUCCAUAAAUCUUGCAUCUGAGAUGCCCUCGCUGACCCUCGCGGUGGAGACUAGCCAUGACCUGCUGACAGAAAAAUUCUGCUCGCCUCCCGUCCUAGCAGGUGUCAGCGGGACGCGCUCUCCCGAUCGGGGAGCCGACCCGUUCCAAGCAGACUGUAGCCACACGCUCCUCUCCAACACGGAUGCUAAGCAGCCAGCCGCUAGCUUGUUGGCACCAUGGCAACUGAAAGCCAAACAGGAAGGAGGUGAAGGCGGGCUCUCUCCUGCUCAUGCCCCCGCUGCUCCACUCAAAGGCACGCCGACGCCCGCGUCCGCAAAUCCGGCUGGGAGCGCGAGCAGCGGUCCCGCUGCUGUGCCGCGUGGUCGGACCCUCCCGCGUGUUUCAGUGCCCCGACACGCAGAGGGAGGGACCUCUGGCGAACCCACCCCUCUCGCUCCCUCCAGCCUCUUCGAGGACCCCAGACCUUUCUCCUCCUCCAUCUGGAAGAACCUCAACUCCCAGAGUCCUGUGGUGCUGAUCGAGAGCCUGCAGUCCGAGCCGGCGAUGGACUCAGACAAAACCGGGGAUACGCUGGCAGGCUAUGCCCGCGGCGCACUGCCCUACGGGAUGUGGACGGAGCCUCGCUGCCAGCGCGUCAAAUCUCCCGACCCUCCAGACUCUCCGGAGAGGGCCCUGACCUGGGCGAACCUGGAACCCAACCCGGGGCACCCUGCUGGGGCCGAGGCAACGGCAGAGCUCCCUCUAGACCUCCAGGCCCUGGAGGGAGGAGCUCCGCGCCGGGAUUUCCGCUUGCAGAAGCCUCAGAGGUCAGAGGUCGAAGGCCGGGAAGGGCGUUACACGGGCGUGAGGUCCCCCCGCGAAGGCUCAGAGCGCGAUUCGGAUUCGCGUGGGACUGGAGGGAGCAGCAGCGAGUCCAGCGAGGAGAGCGGCAUAAGCGAGGCGGAGGGUGAGGCUUCAGGCCUGGAACCGGGAGAAGUCCGCACUCACCCCAUGCCCCUGAUGAAGAGACGGACUGCUAAGAGUUGGCGCCACCCCCUGAGGAAGCCAACCGCGAGGGCUGUGCCAAGCGCCGUAAAGCAGCAGACCACCAGCGACGAUGAGCCCACAGAGGAGUGUGUAUCCGAGGGGGAGCAGUGUGAAGCAGAGGUGUGGGCCAGGCCUCUGGUUAACCUGUGGCAGAACAGAAAAGCCCACCUCCCCUCCGAAAGAGAGUACAACAGCCUGGCGGCUAAAACGCCGCCGCGCUGCGCUGUCUGCACCCUCUUCCUGCCUUACUAUCAGCCUGACGACAGGUCAGACAAGAGCAAGGUGGAGACGGCAGCGAGCCCCAGUGAGCCGGGAGCGAGGUCGCGGCCGCUGAUCCCCGAGAUCUGCUUUGCGUACCGCGAAGGGUCGUGUCCUCCGAACACGCUCCUGGAGGAAGACGGCUCCAGCCCCCUCGUAGCCUGCACGCGGUGCUGCGUGCAGGUCCAUGCCAGUUGCUAUGGUGUCGCUGCCCAUGAUGUAAGACAGGAGUGGACAUGUGAUCGCUGUUCAUCUUGGGACCUCACAGCUGAAUGCUGUUUAUGUAACCUGAGAGGAGGUGCAUUAAAAAGAACAACAGACAACAGGUGGGCCCAUGUGAUGUGUGCAGUAGGUAUUCCUGAGGUGAAGUUCGCUGACAUAGUGAAGAGGAGUCCCAUUGAUAUCAGUGCUGUUCCUGCUCAGAGAUAUAAACUGAAGUGCAUAUACUGUCGUAACCGGAUGAAGAAGCUGGCGGGGGCGUGUAUCCAGUGCUCUUGUGGUCGCUGCCCCACCUCCUUCCACGUCACCUGUGCUCAUGCGGCCGGCGUCACCAUGGAGCCCGACGAUUGGCCAUAUGUGGUGUUCAUCACCUGCCACAGGCACCAAUCACGAAGCUCCAGUGCUAAAUCGAAAGCGAGCCGAACAGAGCUGUCUCUGGGUCAGACGGUGAUUGCUAAACACAAGAACCUGCGCUACUACAGCUCGCGUGUCACCCGGGCAACCGAGCGGACCUUCUAUGAGGUCAUGUUCGAUGACGGCUCGUUCAGUAACGACACCUUCCCCGAGGACAUUGUGAGCAGAGACUGUGCCCAGCUAGGGCCCCCCGAGGUGGGCGAAGCUGUGCAGGUCAAGUGGCCCGAUGGACUGUUCUACGGGGCCAAGUACCUAGGCUCCAACACCACUUAUAUGUAUCAGGUUGAGUUUGAGGAUGGCUCUCAGGUGCUGGCAAAGAGAGAAGACAUUUACACACUGGAUGAGGACCUGCCUAAAAAGGUCAAAGGUCGCCUUGUGAGUCCUCAGUCAGUGCAUUGUCUUUCCCCAUAUAUAACAAGGAAAACUACAGGACAUGGAAAAAGUAACAGAAACAUGAAAAAGGACUUGGAGUCCACCGCCUCCAGCAUGCGUUUCCAGGAUGCCUUCUUCACCACGCAAGGCGAGCGCAAGAGACUGCGCACGCCAAACUCGCGCUUCCAGAACGACUACGUCGCCCAGCUGAGCCCUCGCGCCUGCAACAGGCCGCCAGAAGCACGCGGCAGUAGCGGCAACUGAGCGCCAGGGGGCAGCAGAGAGACGCAGGGAGAGCGACAGGAACAGGCUGGAGGCGGCGGACACGUUUUUACUGUUGUGUAGAGAAAAACACUAAACGGAGGGGUGCGGUAUUGAGCUCUGGACAUUUUAUUUUUGUGGUUGCCAUUUGUUCGAAGAUGCUGUCGGUAAGACCAAAAUGACUUCAUUAUUCAAAACAGUCAGGGACUCCCAUAAGAAUGUUGAAACAUCAAGAGAACGUGGACAUUUCCUUGUUUAUUAUAGAAGAGGUAAGGUUUUGGGGCUGGUUUGUUCCUUCUUUGCACCUUAGGUUUAAAAACUUUGAAAUUGUUUUCCUUGCUCUUGCGGGCUGUUUUGUAAACUGUCUUGUGCAUAUCCACAAUCACUAAUCCCAUUAACACGAAGCUUAGAUGAGAAUGCUAAUUCUGUUCCUAAGAAAUGUUGCUACUGAUGUCCUUCAAAGCACAUUUAGCACCCUUUUGACCUAUUUUUAUCUUAUUUAUUUGGAACCGAUCUUAUUUUUAGUGUUGCUCAAAGCUGUAAAGAAAAUAAAAAACUAUGUGUGUUUGCGA
Molecule: messenger RNA, 5216 nt
Organism: Electrophorus electricus (electric eel)
Lineage: Eukaryota; Metazoa; Chordata; Actinopteri; Gymnotiformes; Gymnotidae
Source: RefSeq, a predicted model, not a curated record